Molecule: messenger RNA, 1845 nt
Organism: Uncinocarpus reesii 1704
Lineage: Eukaryota; Fungi; Ascomycota; Eurotiomycetes; Onygenales; Onygenaceae
Exons: 2
Coding region: 1-1845 (614 amino acids)
Biological process (GO): glucose 6-phosphate metabolic process; intracellular glucose homeostasis; glycolytic process
Cellular component (GO): cytosol; mitochondrion
Molecular function (GO): fructokinase activity; mannokinase activity; D-glucose binding
Source: RefSeq, a predicted model, not a curated record
AUGUCGUUGACAGGCAAAACGGAGGAGGAAGAGUACAACGUGGCUGUUGAAUCCUAUGACGAGGAUGAUGGUCGUCAAGAGAAGGAUGCACUCCCGGAUGCUCCAGAAAAGCAAUUACCCGAAGAGUAUGCCAUCGACAACUUUCUACGGCCUCUGAUCGUCGACGAUGCGAAGCUGUACCAGCUGGCUUGUCGCUUCUCCAAGGUCUACAGCGAACUUGCAAAAACCUCUGAUCAACAAUUUCUACCAACGCCUGUCACGCAGCUGCCCACUGGCCAAGAAACGGGUCGUUAUUUAGCAAUUGACGUGGGGGGAAGCAAUCUGAGGGUCGCCUUUAUCGACUUAUUGGGAGAGGCAGCCGACCAGAGUGAUAGCGGCUCCGAUGGUGAAAAGUCGCGCGAGACAAUACGUAAAGCUCAGCGUCAUCGAGUUCGGAGAACGUUGGAGAAAGCGUGGCCGAUAGGAGAACAUUUGAAGACCGACAAGGCGGAAGAUCUUUUUCUAUGGAUAGGAGAUUGCAUGGCAGAGGUCGUCGCUGACAGUCUGGCCGUGGAGUUUUCAAACGGGCUUGAAAUGCCAGAAGAAUUGGAGAUGGGCAUUACCUUCAGCUUUCCGAUGAUGCAGGAGUCGUUAUCCGAAGCUACCCUGAUGCCUAUGGGUAAAGGAUUCAAAUGGGUAAAUUCGGCAGACCUCAACCUAGGGAAGAUAUUAUUAGCGGGAUAUGACAGGCACACUAGGCGGCCAUAUGGAUUUGAUGAGCCAUCAGCGAAACGGAGAAGGUUAUUUGCCUUGCCAAAAUUAAAAAUCGCUGCAAUCACGAAUGACACCGUUGCCACUCUAGCCUCUCUCGCUUAUUUGGUUAAAUCCCUACCGAAUAGCCGCGUUGCCAUGGGCAUCAUCGUUGGUACAGGCUGCAAUGCAACCAUUCCCAUGAAAUUAUCAGAUUUACAUGAAUCAAAAGCCGCACAUGUAUCAUCACGGCAUCCCGAUGCAAUCGAAACAAUUGUCAAUACUGAAUGGACAAUAAACGGAGCCGCUCCGCCCUUACGAGAACUGCAGAUCACAACCAAGUGGGAUUCAAUGCUGGACGACCAAUGUGCUCGCCCAGGAUUCCAGCCAUUUGAAUAUAUGACGGGAGGCCGCUAUAUUGGUGAACUAGUCAGGUUGAUCUUUUACGAUUACUUAACAUCGGUGAUUGGCCUGUCGAGUAAAGCUCUUCCUGCAAAUUUAGUGCAAGGAUACGCAUUGAGCACGACAUAUCUUUCUUCUGUGGUUGCACCUACACCGUCCGAUUCCGUCCUAGUUGCGAAGCUGAAGACCACCCUACCACCACCGGAAUCUAGUAGCUGGAACUGGGACAUAGCUACGGCGCGAGCUUUUCGACAAGUUGCCCGAGUUGUGCAGACUCGAUCCGCAGGGCUGAUAGCCUCAGCGGUAGUCGGAUUACUGGCUUGCAAAGAUGAGAUCAAGCUCCGUCAUGAUGGGGCCACUAAUCCACGGAGAGCUUCCAACAUCAUAGUCCCAGAAUUCAACGCUUCCACGGAUACACUUACAGACAUUUAUCGACCAACACCACCUAACGCCGCAAACAAUAUGUCUGAUAACAAACCUUCUGUUGUUGAGUCUGAGGGGUGGCAAUCCGGACCAGAAGAAUUAGUGGUUGCAUAUACCGGCGGGAUUAUUCAACAUUAUCCCCAUUUCAAAGAAACGUGUCAGCGAUAUAUUGACCGAUUGGUGAUUUGGGAUGGACCCCAAGAAAGCGGUAAGUCCGUAUUUCUGAGAGAAGCCUCUGAUGGGGGGAUUAUUGGUGCGGGUGUCUUAGCGGGCAUGGUAUCGAGCAAUUAA